AUGGCCCGCACUUUCUAUGAGGACGAGGAAUCCGUCACGCCCCUGCCGGGCACAACCAUUGCCGCCAGUGAAUCCGAGCUCAAGGCCCUAGGCCCAAACACAAUCAUCAACGGAACCUCCAUCCGUUCACCAUCCUUCAUCCAAUCAAAGAUCGAGUCUGCCAGAGGACAGAUCAACUCCGCCUACGACCAGACAACCAAGUCCCUCGAUGACGUUACCGCUGCCUACCACGCAAAGGAAGAGCACUUCACCACAACGCUUGCGAACCUGCACAACAAGAGCGAAGACGUGCUGUCGAGUGCUCAGUACAUCGCCGUUGCCGGGCUGUUUGGCCUCAUCGUGACGAGACGUUCAAACGUCCUGUUGAAGACCGUCACGCCCUUGGUGCUCUCUCUGUGCGCCUUCAAGCUGUUCAUGCCGGGCACCUGGAACAACACCCUUGGCUUUGCCCACGACAUUGAGAAGAAGAAGUUCCCACAGCUGGCGGUGAAGCAGGAGAACCUCAUAAACCACACAAACUCGCUGAUAUCAGACACUGAGACUAAGACCAUCGACGUGCAAAAGUCCGUCGAGUCCCAGUGGAAGGCGCUCGCAGACUCCUUCAAGAAGCUCACUGGGCUGAGAAUCGGUGAAGAUGCCACCAAGAAGUGA
This is a messenger RNA of Williopsis jadinii, 651 nucleotides long. RefSeq names its product MICOS complex subunit MIC26/MIC27. The record is from RefSeq and is a predicted model, not a curated record. Gene Ontology annotation, cellular component: mitochondrial crista junction; MICOS complex. Bases 1 to 651 code for a protein of 216 amino acids. Lineage: Eukaryota; Fungi; Ascomycota; Saccharomycetes; Phaffomycetales; Wickerhamomycetaceae. Gene Ontology annotation, biological process: cristae formation. The transcript has a single exon.